AUGGCAUCCACAGCACCAGAGAAAGAUAAAUCCAAGGUCCACAAGCUAUCCCUUAAAGGAAGCGCAAAACUUGUGGCCGAGUUCUUCCAAUACUCGAUUCAUACCAUAUUAUUCCAAAGAGGCGUCUACCCAGCCGAAGACUUCACAGCCGUCAAAAAGUAUGGCCUAAACAUGCUCGUAUCCGCCGACGACCAAGUAAAAGCCUACAUCAAGAAGAUCAUGUCACAACUCGACAAAUGGAUGCAACACGGCAAGAUCAGCAAGCUAGUCAUCGUCAUCACAGACAAGGACACAGGCGAGCACGUCGAGCGAUGGCAAUUCGACGUCCACAUCUUCAACACGCCCUCCUCCAAGUCUAAGAAGAGCAAGGCAGCCUCGAACCAAGAAAACGACGCUCCUCCCGCUGUAUCCAACGCGGCAUCCUCGGCCGACCCGACCAAGACCGAGGCCGAGAUCCAAGCUGAGAUCGCUGCGCUCUUCCGCCAGAUCACUGCUUCCGUUACCUUUUUGCCCCAGCUAUCGGGCGAUUGCACAUUCAACGUCUUGGUAUAUGCUGAUGCCGACAGCGACGUGCCUGUUGAGUGGGGUGAUAGUGAUGCCAAAGAGAUCGUCAACGGCGAAAGGGUACAAUUACGAGGAUUUAGUACCACGAGCCACCGAGUCGAGACUUUGGUUAGCUACCGACUAGGGGAGUGA
Molecule: messenger RNA, 696 nt
Organism: Hypoxylon trugodes
Lineage: Eukaryota; Fungi; Ascomycota; Sordariomycetes; Xylariales; Hypoxylaceae
Product: DNA-binding protein
Exons: 4
Coding region: 1-696 (231 amino acids)
Biological process (GO): mitotic spindle assembly checkpoint signaling
Cellular component (GO): kinetochore; cytoplasm; nucleoplasm
Source: RefSeq, a predicted model, not a curated record